AAUGAUCAGUUGAUUAUUCACUAGCUAGAUCUGCCCCAGUACUAAUGUAUAAAACAGCAGUCAGAUGUGCCUGGCUCAAUUUGCUCACUUAACCCUUUAAAAACACUCAAAAAAUGCCUACCAAACAGCUGACAAAUUUUCAUGCUUUGUAUUGCUCAAUGAAGGGCCUGAAUUAGAACUUAAAGACGGCGAAGAAGGCAGUGUUCUAUGUGAUGGGUUCCCUGAUUAAUCUUGUGGGUUUGGGAAUCUUGGUUUAUUGGAUGUUUGUGAGCAGGUCAGUCCUUGCAGCUUCACUGAAAGCAGGACAAUCCAGGAGAGUAAUUUCAGGAUCUGUUUUUGUCAAUGGCACAUCUGCUAUAGGUACAACAGAUGAAAAUUUCAUCUGUGCUACUUUGGAUUGGUGGCCUCCUGAUAAAUGUGACUUUGGAACUUGCAGCUGGGGCAAAGCUUCUCUUCUUAACCUUGAUCUUAAAAACCCGAUUUUGUUAAACGCUGUCAAAGCCUUUUCGCCAUUGAAGAUCAGACUAGGAGGAACUUUACAGGAUAGAGUCAUAUAUGAGACAGAGGGUGAUGGAAAAUCCUGUACAUCAUUUGUUAUAGACAGUUCUCAGUUGUUGGGAUUUUCCCAAGGUUGCUUACCCAUGUCAAGAUGGGAUGAACUCAAUGUUUUCUUCAGAAAAGCAGGGGCUCUUGUUGUUUUUGGAUUAAAUGCACUCAAUGGAAGGACUGUAGGUCCUGACGGAAAUGCAGUAGGAGCUUGGAAUUCCAGCAAUGCUGAAUCCCUCCUAAGAUACACUGUCAAUAAUGGCUACAAAAUUCAUGGCUGGGAACUAGGUAAUGAACUGUGUGGCAGCUCCAGCAUUGGAGCUUUCGUUGCACCAGAUCAAUAUGCUUCAGAUGUAGGGACUCUUCAUAACCUUGUGCAGACUAUAUAUAAAGGGUUUGAGGUUAAGCCCCUGGUAAUAGCGCCAGGAGGAUUCCUUGAGAUAAACUGGUUCACGGAAUUUUUAAAGAAAGCACCCAAUUCUCUUCAAGCAGUCACUCAGCAUAUUUACAACCUUGGGGGAGCUGACAAUAAUAACCUCACCGGAGAGAUUCUUGAUCCAAAUUACCUUCAGGGUGGAUCCUAUAGUUUUAGUAACCUUCAACAAAUUUUGAAGAAUUCUGGGAGUUCAGCAGUUGCAUGGGUUGGGGAAGCUGGAGGGGCUUAUAGAAGUGGCCGGAACCUUGUGUCCAAUGCAUUUGUAGACAGUUUCUGGUACUUGGACCAACUUGGAAUGGCAGCUUCCUAUGAUACUAAAACAUACUGUAGACAGACAUUGAUAGGUGGAAAUUAUGGUCUUCUAAACAUUGCAACCUUCGUUCCCAAUCCAGACUACUACAGUGCUCUCCUCUGGCAUCGUUUGAUGGGGAGCAAAGUCCUCUUCACAAAUUUCACUGGGACAAACAAUAUACGAGCUUAUGCUCACUGUUCUAAGCAAUCUAAAGGAAUCACAUUGUUAUUGAUCAACGAAGAUGCUGAUACUAGAGUUGAAGUCAGUGUUUCAACAGAAAAUCCUACCGGCAAUGGAACCUCAGUCAUGAAACAACAAGAACAAACUGAAAGAUUAAGUUUUGGUAGGAUGUCCAGAUGUUGUAAAAGAUCAUCAAAGGAUAUGAGAGAAGAGUACCAUUUAAAGGCAAAAGAUGGAGAUUUACAGAGUCAAGCAGUCCUUCUGAAUGAUAAAGUACUUACAGUAAGCUCAUCUGGGGAAAUCCCUACAAUGAAGCCAAAACAAGUGACUGUGUCGGAUCCAAUCAGAGUUGAUCCCUUCUCUAUUGUAUUUUCUCACAUUCCAAGCUUGAAACUUCCUGCCUGUACAUAGAUUAUUACCAACAAAUAGGGUGAAACUUGUGCAGUUUCUUUCAUAAAAGGCAUAUGUAAAAGCUCGGAAAUUUGGCAUAAUCAAAUGUAAACCGAAAAGGGCAUAAUAAGUAACAAAGACAAUUCCCUUUU
This is a messenger RNA of Rubroshorea leprosula, 1996 nucleotides long. Lineage: Eukaryota; Viridiplantae; Streptophyta; Magnoliopsida; Malvales; Dipterocarpaceae. The record is from the annotation of a GenBank genome assembly.